CCGGUUAUCUCGUCCGAUCUGAGCGACUCCACCGGGAACGGCGGCUGCUGAAACUUACCACAUCUCCGGGUGCGCGCUGCUUCGUGACACACCUCUCCAUCAGCGUGCGGAUGGAUAGUUCGAAUAGGAAGCGCAAGCGGGUCUUGACCCUGCCGCCCUCCAGCAAUGGCUGCAUCACCUGCAGGUCGAGGAGAGUCAAGUGUGAUGAGACGCGGCCGUUUUGUCGUCGAUGUGUGCAGGCACGGCGGACAUGCAAGGGCUACGCCGCAGCCUGGCCAGCCGCGAAUGCGCCGCCCGAGCCUGCCGAAGAGGUAUGCACCGCCGCUGUUCCGGCUGACUCUCCUGCGUAUGUACAUGGCCACUGACAUGCUCGGAUCAGACCCGCCUCGUUCAGCAGCUAGAGGCACAAGUUGUCCCCGUAAGCAAAUGGAAAAGCGAACGCGCUU
Messenger RNA from Neohortaea acidophila, 446 nucleotides. RefSeq lists its product as uncharacterized. Bases 111 to 365 code for a protein of 84 amino acids. Gene Ontology annotation, biological process: regulation of DNA-templated transcription. The record is from RefSeq and is a predicted model, not a curated record. Gene Ontology annotation, molecular function: DNA-binding transcription factor activity, RNA polymerase II-specific; zinc ion binding. Lineage: Eukaryota; Fungi; Ascomycota; Dothideomycetes; Mycosphaerellales; Teratosphaeriaceae. The transcript is spliced from 2 exons.